Aureobasidium uvarum is the source of this 2337-nucleotide messenger RNA. The record is from the annotation of a GenBank genome assembly. NCBI's taxonomy places the organism in Eukaryota, Fungi, Ascomycota, Dothideomycetes, Dothideales, Saccotheciaceae.
AUGAAUACGCAAUUAGACUCCAAUGUCAACAGUAUCGAAUCAAAAGAAAGAGAUGGAAAUCAGCAAACAUCGAUAGUGGACACCACGAAUCCAUCAAACAACCGAUACCUGGUCAGACUAGGCGCACUCGCCCUCAUUGUCGCAGCAACUUUGCCAUUUAUACAACAACCAGUUCCGACUGAGAGCAACGCCGCCCCUAGCAUCGGUGUCGACAGUCGAGCUGUUCCCAUUGAGCGGAAGAUGGUUCUCGAGACUCGAGCAGACAGUCCAACUGAUGUGUGUACACGGUGGUCGCACCAAUCUGCUGUGAUCAAUGGAACACUUUUCGUCUAUGGCGGACAAGCCACGACCGAACCCGGGCAAACUCAGAACAAGUGGAAUAACGACUUUUUAUCGAUGGAUCUCACCAAGAGCUGGCAGAUCUCUAACCCUUCGUUGACUGGUCUACCACAACCAUCCGGCNCCCCAAAUGUAUCAAACGGCUUCUUGUGGAACUCUCACGAGUCUGUGUAUCUAUAUGGCGGAGAGUUCUCAGAUAAACCGCUCGACACACCGACAGCCUUUUCGCUAUGGGAAUACAAUGCCGUGUCUUCUCAGUGGAUCGAACAUAAGAAUCCAACAACCUCAUCCGGCGAUAAUGCUCAGUCUGGCAAUCAACCAGUACAACGUGCUGCUGAAGGUGCUGGCGCCUCGGUAGCAGGUUUGGGGCGUGGUUUUUACUUUGGUGGGCAUGAAGAUACUCAUACAACCGAAGGAUGGUCGAACCAAGUCGCACGAAUUUACAUCAAAUCAUUAACCGAGUUCACUUUCCCCGGAUACGAGAACAACCAAGUAACCUCCCUAUCGGACAACAAAGCUGCAGGCAGCGAUGGCGCAUGGCGUAAUGUCACCGAUGGAGGUGCUCAAGACAGUGCAGGAUUUCCGGAACGCGCAGAUGGACUGCUUGUGUACAUACCCGGAUUUGGCGAUCAAGGCAUCCUCCUUGGUCUAGCUGGAGGAACGGCCGACACAUUCACACAAAUGAACGUCAUUGACGUCUAUGAUAUCGCUACCUCGACUUGGUAUAAACAAGCAACGAGUGGGCCAACGCCAAAUAUCCGAGUAAACCCAUGUGCUGCGGUGGCAGCUGCAUCCGACGGCAGCUCUUACCAAGUUCACAUGUUUGGUGGACAGAAUCUCAUCCCCGCAGGCAACCAGACUCAGUAUGAUGAUCUCUGGAUUCUGACAGUUCCUUCUUUCACCUGGAUUCAAGUCGACCAGAAUUCACAAGCAGUACCACCCGGCAGGGCCGGUCACUCAUGUCAAAUGUGGGACAGCCAGAUGGUGGUAGUUGGUGGCUAUGUUGGUGACCAACUCAGCUGCGACAGUCCUGGUAUCUACGUGCUCAACACAAGCAGCUUGCAAUGGGCAACUGGGUUUACUGCACUGAGUGGAGGCUCUGACUUGGAUUCUUCAGCGUCCUCUGGUACUUCUGGAGGUUCCUCUGACACAGGCGCAGCAUCCGCAUCGGGCGCAUCUGCAAAUGGGGAUACAGCCUCACCCACUGGAUCAAGCUCCAACAACUGGGUUUCGAAUGCUCGUACCAAUCCGUUCAACCAACAGCCGGCUCAACUAGCCAAUGGCAGCAGUCCGGGUGGUCUUGAAGGUUCCUACGGAUAUCAAGUCCCCGACAUUGUCGUUUCGGUCAUUGGUGGCAAUGCUCAAGGAGGUGCGACGGUCACAGCGCCUGCUCAAACCCCUCAAGGAGGACCUCUGAAGACCGGUGGUCCGAUCAUCUAUAGCACUGUGACUUCCNAGCUCAACUGCAACAGCCACAGGAAACUUUGGAGGAAACCCGGAUUCCGGAUCAAAAAAGGCAGCAGCGGCCCCAAUAUCGGAGCUAUCGUUGCUGGAGUCAUCGCAGGUAUCCUCUUCGUCAUUGUCUGCUACCUCGCCUUCUGUGCCUGGCUCUACCGCAAACGCCUCCAACUCUACAAACGUCAUGUCGAAAUGGCACAACAGCAAGCACUUAAUGAGAAGAACCACCCAAAUAUUCCAGGUCUCAUUCCUACAGGAGCAGGCUCCUCAAGUGGCGGUUCGAACGAUCGUCGUCCUUGGACGUCGAGCGAGAACAACAGUGGCAAAGGGAGCUCGAUCCGUAACAACAACAAUGACUGGGGCUACACUGAGGCUUACAGGACAAACACCGCUGGUCAAGAGAGUGUAGACGGUUUCUUGAUGAGAAGGAGCAGUGAUGAUAGUGGUGCGCCUGAGGAUCUACUCGCUGGCAACACGCCAUCAUUCUGGGGUACUGUUCUGGCACCAAGACGCAGUCUGCGUGUCGUCAAUCGGGAUUAG